Molecule: messenger RNA, 1381 nt
Organism: Trichomycterus rosablanca
Lineage: Eukaryota; Metazoa; Chordata; Actinopteri; Siluriformes; Trichomycteridae
Gene: tbcela
Product: tubulin folding cofactor E-like a
Exons: 7
Coding region: 4-1290 (428 amino acids)
Molecular function (GO): protein binding
Source: RefSeq, a predicted model, not a curated record
GCCAUGGAAGCACUUGAAGUGGAAGGCCGCACUUUCAUGCAGGUGAUCAGUGAAAAGUACAGCCCUGAGAAUUUCCCUUACCGCCGAGGUCUAGGCAUGGGGGUGGUGAUACCACCCGGCCAUCAGGGAUCUCCUAUGAAAGAUCGACUAAACCUACCCAGUGUGUUGGUCCUGAACGGCUGUGGUAUCAGCAGUGCAGGAGACGAAGGCGAGAUCGCAGCCUUUUGUGCUCACGUUGUGGAACUGGACCUGUCCCAAAAUAAACUUCAAGACUGGCAUGAGAUCAGUAAGAUCGUCAUGAACAUUCCAAACCUAGACACCCUGAACCUCAGCUCAAACCCAUUAAGUGAAGCAGCGUUGGACCCGGACUGCGCCGAGGUCUUUUCCCGGGUGCGCCGUCUCGUCCUCAACAACACCCAAGUGUCCUGGGACGUCGUUCACACCUUUACACGUGAGAUGCCCGAAUUGGAGGAGCUGUUCCUGUGCCUUAAUGAGUACAACACUGUGAUGCCGACCGCCACUCCAUGUCCUUCGCUACGCCUGCUGCACAUCACAGACAACAAUCUGCAGGACUGGAGCGAGGUGCGCAAGUUUGGCACCAUGUUCCCCUCUCUCGACACACUCGUCCUAGCUAACAACAACCUGAGUUCCAUCCUGGAGUCCGAGGACAAUCUCCGCCGCCUGUUUCCCAACCUGCGAAGCAUCAACUUGCACAACUCUGGUCUCAGUCGGUGGGAGGACAUUGAGAAGUUGAAUUGCCUACCCAAACUGGAGGAAGUGAGGCUGCGGGGCAUUCCUCUAUUGCAGCCUUACACUAACAUGGAGAGACGCAGUCUAAUGAUAGCACAGCUUCCAUCAGUAAAUUCCCUGAAUGGAAGUGUCGUCACGAAUGGAGAGCGUGAGGAUGCUGAGAGGUUCUUCAUCCGCUACUAUCAGGAUUACUCUGAGGACGAGCUGCCUAAUAGAUACCAAUGUCUGGUGACCAAGUACGGCAAGCUGGCUCCCCUGGCCGAGAUCGAUCUCCGGCCCCGCUGCCACGCUAAGGUGGCGGUGCACUGCGAGGACCGAGUCGAGCAGGUAAGAAUCCGACUGGAUCAGACCGUCGCCGAGCUGAAGAAGCAGCUGAAAGCGGUGGUGCGGCUCUCGGCCAGCAACAUGCGCCUCUACUACAUCGACAAGGACAUGCACUCGGCGUUCGGCCCCGAGGAGAUGAAGUACAGCACGAGGGCCCUGCAUUCCUACAGCAUUCAGGACGGGGACGAGAUUCUGGUGGUGCCGAAGACCAAAUGACCGGAAGGCGCAGGGUCGUGCACAAACCUCGCUGGAAUAAUCAGACUCCAUGGUCAUAAUGCCUGCCACAAAAGAAGGAACUAACGUUUUU